UAGUUAGAAAGAGACAAAAGUUUGUUUAUUGACUUUGCAAGAAGUGUCAAGAAGUGUACUUUAUAGGUUAUAUUUUAGCGUCAGCAAACAUUUAAAAACAUUUUUUUCCUUGAUAUUGUACACGGGGAUUAAGACUAUUCACCCCUUAACAGACUGUUAUUGUACUUGUUGGUAGCAUUUAACUGAGAGACCCGGGGAUCUGCGUUGUGGUGAUAUAUUUGGUCUAUAGUGUGAAUAAUACGUACACAAAGUGUUUUUGUUUUGAUUUUUUUGUGAGAGCCGUUCCUGAAAUCCAUUCAUCAUUUUUCAUAAUAUGACUGGUUUGAUGAUGGAUUACGAGUUCAAAAUAAAAACGCAGAAUGAGCGUGUGAAGGUGGAGGACUUGUUUGACUACGAGGGCUGUAAAGUGGGCAGAGGCACCUACGGACACGUAUACAAGGGAAGACGAAAAGACGUGGGGCAGGACGCCAGGGACUAUGCUCUGAAGCAAAUAGAAGGCACUGGGUUAUCAAUGUCUGCAUGCAGAGAAAUUGCGCUGCUACGGGAGCUGAAGCAUCCAAAUGUGAUAAACUUGAUCAGGGUUUUUCUCUCUCACAAUGACAGAAAGGUGUGGUUGCUCUUUGAUUUUGCAGAACAUGAUCUUUGGCAUAUUAUCAAGUUUCACAGAGCAGCCAAGGCAAAUAAGAAACCUGUGAUGGUGCCCAAGGCAAUGGUGAAGUCUCUGUUGUAUCAGAUUCUGGAUGGUAUUCACUAUUUGCAUUCAAACUGGGUGUUGCACAGAGAUCUGAAGCCUGCCAAUAUUCUAGUUAUGGGUGAGGGACCCGAACGGGGUAGAGUGAAAAUCGCGGAUAUGGGCUUCGCGCGAUUGUUCAAUGCUCCGUUAAAACCGUUAGCUGAUAUGGAUCCCGUAGUUGUAACUUUCUGGUACAGGGCUCCAGAAUUACUUCUUGGAGCUAGACAUUACACAAAGGCCAUCGACAUCUGGGCCAUUGGAUGUAUUUUCGCGGAGUUGUUAACGUCCGAACCGAUAUUCCACUGUAGGCAGGAGGAUAUCAAGACAAGCAAUCCCUAUCAUCAUGAUCAGCUUGAUAGGAUUUUCAAUGUGAUGGGAUUUCCGCAUGAAAAAGACUGGGAAGAUAUUAGGAAAAUGCCUGAGCACCCAACACUGUUGAAAGACUUCAAGAAAUCAAACUACAUUAAUUGUUCUUUGAUCAAGUACAUGGACAGACAUAAGAUAAAGCCAGAGAGCAAAGCUUUCCAUUUGUUGCAGAAGUUGUUGUUGAUGGAUCCUAACAAGAGGAUAACGUCGGAGCAGGCUAUGCAAGACGCAUACUUCAGUGAGGAUCCGUUACCAACACAGGAUGUUUUUGCUGGUUGCGCUAUUCCGUACCCAAAAAGGGAGUUUUUGACUGAUGAUGACCAGGAGGACAAAGCGGAAAGCAAGAGGCAGGCGCAGCAGCAGCAACAGCAGCAGCAAGCCCAACAGCCCCAGCAGCAGCAGCAGCAACAACAGCAGCAGCAAGCUGCUGGGGAUUCUAAUCCUGCCAAAAGAGUCCGCUUGGCUCCUCCCGGUCAUCCAGGACAAGUUAACCCGCAGGUCGUACCGAUAUCGCAACAGCAGCAAGAAUUCCAUCAGCAACAAAUGAUGUACAACAAUGCUACACAGCAGCAGCAAAACUUUCAACAAAGAUUUUAACAUUUUAUUUAUACGUUUGUAAUUUUUAAA
Molecule: messenger RNA, 1726 nt
Organism: Nicrophorus vespilloides
Lineage: Eukaryota; Metazoa; Arthropoda; Insecta; Coleoptera; Silphidae
Gene: Cdk8
Product: cyclin-dependent kinase 8
Exons: 4
Coding region: 314-1696 (460 amino acids)
Biological process (GO): protein phosphorylation
Cellular component (GO): mediator complex; nucleus
Molecular function (GO): RNA polymerase II CTD heptapeptide repeat kinase activity; ATP binding; cyclin-dependent protein serine/threonine kinase activity
Source: RefSeq, a predicted model, not a curated record